CUCGUCGUCCCUUGCAGCCGGUAUAGUUCCUUUCCAGUCCCUAAUACCCUAUCUGUCUUUGGCCCCUGCAACCAAAUUAAGUGCACACAAGCCCGGCAACUAUAAGAAGUGUGAGCAUACCGCACCAGUGAAUGAGCCAAAAACAAGUCAGCAUUGCAACUUGUUCACCAGAGAAGCAUCCUUCCAGAUCACAAAGUGUCCCUGCUUCUUGUUGACGCCGCCUAAUAUCCAAACCACACACCUCCACACCUGUACAAGCACACUUCCCUCCAGAAAAUGGGUAACUCCAGACCUUUCAACCCAUUCACCUCGCAACGGCUCGUCUACCGCGCGGUCCGCGACACGCCCGAGGACGAGGCCUUUGUCCACGCGAUCCAGGCCGAUGCCGAGGCCCAGUCCGGCGCCAUGUACGGUCUCCUGCGGCCGGAGACGCUGAAAUCGAGCAACGAAUUCAAGGCCGAAGUCGCGGAAAAGUGUCUUCUGGGUGCCAUCAUAUGCCUCCCCGCCGCGGCCUCUGGCGACCCGGAGAACAACAACAACGACACCACCACAAACUUGAGCACAAACACAAGCUCAACGGCGUUGUACAAGGACAAGCACAAUGCCAUGGCCGGCACCCCAAUCGGGAUCAUCUGCCUGAAGGCCAACCCGCCGCGCUUUGCCCAGCACCGGUGGUCAGAGAUCAGCAUCGACGUCCUCGCGGAGCACCGCGGCAAGGGGUACGGCGCAGAGGCCAUCGAGUGGUCCCUCUGGUACGGCUUCCGGAUGGCCGGCCUGCACCGGAUCCAGAUCCAGGCCUUCUCGUUCAACGACGGUGCGUGCAGGCUGUAUGGCGAGAAGCUCGGUUUCAAGGAGGAGGGGAGACAGCGGGACCACGUAUGGUUCGAUGGUGGCUGGCAUGACAAUGUCAUUUACGGUAUGCUGGAGGACGAGUGGCGCGCGACGAGGGACGGGCAGGCGCAGAAGUGAGAUGUAUCAGUAUAUAUACCGAGGACGAAUUUGCAUAAGCACACCACGGUGUAGAGCGGCCGAACCAUAAGUGAGCAUACUGCUAGUUCGCGAUCAGAGCAUGCCUAUGUGCAUACGAGACACGUGCUGCAUGCAGGAAAAUUAGAAGACGUGACAACGUUAUCAGUUGCACCACUUUGCCACCACCUAAAUG
This is a messenger RNA of Microdochium trichocladiopsis, 1162 nucleotides long. Its product is annotated as putative GNAT family acetyltransferase. The transcript has a single exon. The record is from RefSeq and is a predicted model, not a curated record. The coding region runs from base 277 to 969 and encodes 230 amino acids. Gene Ontology annotation, molecular function: acyltransferase activity, transferring groups other than amino-acyl groups. Lineage: Eukaryota; Fungi; Ascomycota; Sordariomycetes; Xylariales; Microdochiaceae.